Messenger RNA from Aspergillus puulaauensis, 2772 nucleotides. RefSeq lists its product as uncharacterized. The record is from RefSeq and is a predicted model, not a curated record. Gene Ontology annotation, molecular function: phosphomevalonate kinase activity; FAD binding; oxidoreductase activity. The coding region runs from base 1 to 2772 and encodes 923 amino acids. Gene Ontology annotation, biological process: cholesterol biosynthetic process. Lineage: Eukaryota; Fungi; Ascomycota; Eurotiomycetes; Eurotiales; Aspergillaceae. Gene Ontology annotation, cellular component: cytoplasm. The transcript has 2 exons.
AUGCUUCAGGAACAGCCCGAAGGCGCAAUCGUCGUUGUAUUCCAUCGAGAUGGGGGCUUACAAGAGCUGGGCAGCUUGGUAUGUCACCGCACCGCUUCGCUGCCUACGAGAGAAAUCCGCAUACCAAACACCGACGAGGCCGUGGACCAGUUGAAUUCUUUCAUUGCUGGGUUCAGUGUACAGGACAGCACAAUCCAAGGCAAAUGGCGCACCAAGUGCCGCUCCCUUGGCCACUCUGACGAUGAUGCCCACCCGGGGCAGCUCCAGUUUAGGUCACCCGAAAUUGUGGUCACCUUUACUAGGCACGCGGCAUCGCUACAGGAACUCACCAUGCAACUUCCGGUGGUGGAAAAGCAACGAACCAUCAAAAACAGAGAGGCCCGACUGAAUCACCGAGCGGCUAUCGUGAGGCCGACAGAAGUACGACACAUCCAGGCGUGCGUCCAAUGGGCUCUAAAGCACGGCACCAGCUUGACGGUCAUUGGCGGCGGUCAUAGCGGUCAUUGUCUAUGGCCCACCGUUGUCGGGGUUGACAUGAGUGCUUUCAAUCAAGUACAUAUUCAAACUACAAGCGCGGAAGACGGCUCUAACCCCGGCUGGAUAAUCAUCGUGGGGGCUGGCUGUACUUCCGAGGACAUAAUCCGUGCAGGCAAGGCAGCUGGUAUAACAGUACCAUUGGGGGCCCGGCCAAGCGUGGGUGCGGGACUGUGGCUACAAGGCGGCAUUGGACACCUGGCUAGAAUGUACGGACUCGCAUGCGAUUCCAUUGUGGGUGCUGUACUGGUCUGUGUCCAGACUAGGCAGGUGCUAUGCAUCGGCCAUGUACCAAAUGAACACCAACCAGCUGGUGCCAUCCGUCCAGAAAAUGAAGCGGAACUACUCUGGGCAGUAAGGGGCGCCGGGACCAACAUCGGCAUCGUGGUAAGCGUUACUUUCAAGGCCUACGCGGCUCCGACCUAUUCUGUCAAGACCUGGAUCGUCCCACUCAGAAACAACCUCGCCGUGCGGUGCAAGCUUCGCGAUUUUGAUCAACGCCUCGCGAGGAAGCUUCCUCGCAGUUCCUCUGCCGACGCGUAUCUCUACUCCGAAGCUGGAAAGCUGCAUCUUGGCGUGGCCGUGUUCCAAGCCCUUCCAGCUGCUCCUGAGGCGGCAUCCGAGAGAACGCCCACAACUGGACGAGAUAUUCUAGGCCCAGAGACGAGUUCCAGGCUUGUCGAUAGUAUCGGCUUAUUCGAGGUCGACAUGUACAUAUCCGGCAUGCACGGAGGGCACGGCGGCGGGAAGACUUCCUCGUUCAAGCGGUGUUUAUUCUUGAAGGAUAUCGGUGAACCAAGUGUGGUCGAUGUCCUUGCAGCAGCUGUCGCGACUGCCCCCUCGCCCUUCUACGAAACACAUUUUGCCCAGGGAGUUGUAGACUGGGUUUACCAUGUUGCCCGUUCCAUAUUACCGUUAAGCUGCGGAGUCUACGGCGCAGACCUCGGACCAGACCCCAGAGAUACACCCUUGGCGGCUCGAGCUUUCGGCCCUAACUUGUCGCGCCUCGCAAGUCUUAAGCAGCGGGUCGACCCACAGAACGUACUCGCCUACGCCUGUCAACUGCCAAAGAAUACAAUAGUGGGUAAUCCAAAGCUCAUAGUUCUCAUCACUGGUGAAACCGGUGCUGGCAAGGACUAUUGUGCUCAGAUCUGGGUCUCGGUGUUCAGUAAAACCACCCGAAGGAGCAUCACCGCGCGUACAGCUAGCAUCAGCUACGUAGCCAAGCAAGAAUACGCGGCAGCCAGUGGCGCGGAUUUUAACCGCCUGCUCCAUGACCGCCAGUAUAAGGAGCAACACCGCCCGGCUUUGACGGCCUUUUACCAGUCGCAGGUGUGGGAGGAGCCUUGGUUACCAGAGGAGCACUUCAUGAGGACGGUCGACGAGUCUCGAGACGUCGAUGUGUUGUUAAUUACCGGAAUGAGAGACAAUGCACCAGUACCAUUAUUCUCACAUUUAGUACCGACAAGCAGGCUAAUUGAAGUCCGGGUCACCUCUGGUGACGAGACGCGACGGACUCGUCGGGGUUUCUUCGAGCAUGGGCUUCCCGACAAUGCCCUGGACUACUCCCCCAAUUUCAUCUUUAAAAACGAGAAACCCGGGGACGACGCUGUAAAAUCCUUUGCUGAACGACAUCUUGUUCCUUACCUACACGAGGAUCUACAACGCCUUGCUCACAUGGUGCGGCUGGUCCCCGAAUUUCCGCGCCCAGGAAUCGAAUUCCGCCAUGUGCUUAACAUCGUUCAACGUCCUGGGGGUCUUCCCCUUUGCACCUCGCUACUGCGGUCUCACUUCAUCGGGGACUGGACGAAAGUCGACGUGAUAGCGUGCUGUGAGGCGGGUGGGUUUGUGUAUGCAGCGCCACUGGCUUCAGAGGUUGACAAGCCCCUGGUACUGAUUCGCGAAGCUGGGAAGCUUCCCCCGCCUACCGUCUCGGUCCCGAAGUCCACCUCGCACAUCGGAGCUUCGGUGGUCAACAAUCCAACAGAGACGAGAAUGGAGUUAAGUCGAGAUGCCAUCCCCAGAAGCGCGUCGGUGGUCGUGGUGGACGACGUGCUCGCGACAGGAAAAACACUCUGUGCCGUACUACACCUGCUGCAGGAAGCCAGCGUACGAGCUGAAGAUAUCAGUGUCAUGGUUGUUGCGGAGUUCCCCGUUCAUCGUGGUCGCAAAAUGCUGCACCAGCGUGGCUUUGGCAGGGUUAAUGUACAGAGCCUUUUGGUUUACGAUGGUGUUUAG